CAUUCCCUUGCUGUGACAUCAUUAGAGGAGUAAUUUGACUUGAAACUCAUUGACAGCAGUUAAGAGACACUAGAGCACUUUGGAAAUAGAGUGGGCAAAUGGGAGGAGCAUCUGGUUUUAACUCUGUUUCUUCUGAAUUCUAACUGCAUGAUCUUUGUGAGUCACUUACCUAAGACUGUAAUUGAUGGGAGCAGAGGUCUUGUCUCUUCAAAUGUUCUUAGGCCAUUUGCACACUGGGCAGUCUGUGGACUGAGAAUGGUGCACUGAAAAGAGAUCCAAGCUGAGCUCAGCAACAAAUGCCACAGCCAAUUUGGUCUUAAUGCUAACCGGAGGAGGAUCCAGGAUGCAAGCCUAUGUGUUAUGACUCCAAGACUUGUUCUCAUACCACUGCAUGUAGCUGCUUCUCCAAUCUGAGUGAACUCAGACACAGGCUGGCAUUGCCAGGUGGGAAGUUGGCAACACCAUCAUGACAUCACAACCUGUUCCCAAUGAGACCAUGAUACUGCUCCCAUCAAAUGUCAUCAGCUUCUCCCAAGCAGAGAAACCCGAACCCACCAACCAGGGGCAGGAUAGCCUGAAGAAAUGUCUACAGGCAGAAGUCAAAGUUAUUGGGACUAUUCAGAUCUUGUGUGGUGUGAAGGUAUUGAGCUUGGGAAUCAUUUUGGCAUCUGCUUCCUUCUCUCCAAAUUUUACCCAAGUGAUUUCUAUGCUGUUGAAGCCUGCUUACCCAUUCACAGGACGCUUGUUGUUUGUCAUCUCUGGCUUUCUAUCAAUUAUCACAGAGAAAAGGUUAACCAAGCUUUUGGUGCAUAGCAGCCUGGCUGGAAGCAUUCUGAGUGCUCUGUCUGCCCUGGUGGGUUUCAUUCUCCUGUCUGUCAACCUGGCUGCAUUAAAUCCUGCCUCAUUGCAGUGUGAGUUGGACAAAAGGAAUAUACCAACCAGACUUCUUUCUUAUGAUGACUACAAUUCGCCUUACACCACGGACUGCUAUAAAGCCAAAGCCAGUCUGGCUGGAACUCUGUCUCUGAUGCUGAUUUGCAGUCUGCUGGAAUUCUGCCUAGCUGUGCUCACUGCUGUGCUGCGGUGGAAACAGACUCUGUCUGACUUCCCUGGAGUGUGCUUUUCCUGCCUCACAGUUACUCCUGUCCCCAAAGAUGACUCAUGAUGCUGGAUAUGAAGAGCUAUUGACUUCUUGGGAAAAAAAGGGAGAAAUAUUAAUUGGAAAGUUGAUUUUUAUGAUAAUACGGAAAACCUAACCAUUAUAAAAAAGUGAACUUGAGUUUCCUAAAUGUAA
Messenger RNA from Piliocolobus tephrosceles (Ugandan red Colobus), 1294 nucleotides. RefSeq names its product membrane-spanning 4-domains subfamily A member 6A-like. The record is from RefSeq and is a predicted model, not a curated record. Gene Ontology annotation, cellular component: plasma membrane; trans-Golgi network. The transcript has 7 exons. Bases 467 to 1165 code for a protein of 232 amino acids. NCBI's taxonomy places the organism in Eukaryota, Metazoa, Chordata, Mammalia, Primates, Cercopithecidae. Gene Ontology annotation, biological process: cell surface receptor signaling pathway.